Staurois parvus is the source of this 612-nucleotide messenger RNA. The record is from the annotation of a GenBank genome assembly. Lineage: Eukaryota; Metazoa; Chordata; Amphibia; Anura; Ranidae.
AUGGUCACAGGGGCUGUAAUGUUUGUGCUGGGAUUCGCAGGCUGCAUUGGAGCUCUACGGGAGAACACCACACUUCUGAAGUUUGUUUCGGUCUUCCUGGGGCUGAUCUUUUUCCUUGAGCUGACUGCAGGGAUCCUUGCCUUUGUGUUUAAGGACUGGAUUAAAGAUCAACUCAACUUCUUUAUUAACAACAAUGUGAAGGCGUAUCGCGAUGAUAUAGACCUGCAAAACCUCAUUGAUUUUGCUCAGGAAUAUUGGUCUUGCUGUGGUGCUCAUGGACCCAAUGACUGGAACCUCAAUAUUUACUUCAAUUGUACAGACUCUAAUCCAAGCAGAGAGCGCUGUGGAGUCCCAUUUUCCUGCUGUGUGAAGGACCCUGCAGAGGAUGUUCCCAAUACUCAAUGUGGAUACGACGUGAGGCUGAAGCUGGAGUUGGAGCAGCAGACUUAUAUUUACACCAAGGGAUGUGUGGGCCAGUUUGAAAAGUGGCUACAAGACAAUUUAAUAAUAGUAGCUGCAGUUUUUGUGGCAGUUGCAUUAUUACAGAUUUUUGGAAUCUGCUUGGCUCAGAAUCUAGUUAGUGAUAUAAAAGCUGUGAAGGCAAACUGGUGA